UGCCAUCGAGUAUGCAAAUUGAUGAAAGUAACGAGCAGUGCGUGCCCGACUUGUUAUCGAGAGCGGAUGAGCUGGCGGACGAGUUUAUGCGAGACAUGAUCGAGGAGGCUCGGGAGACCGAACGGCGCAUCGAGCAGCUGCAGCUAGCCGUUUGGCCCAGCAGUGGUAAAGUGACGUCCAAGUCGAAGCGCAGCUCCGUUGUCAACUGGCUGUUCAAGUGCCAAAUCGCGGAGGAAGAGGAGGCGGUUGCUUGGAGAGGCGUUAACAAACGCAAAAACGAUAACGAUUACGAUGACGGCAGCGAGACCGGUAAUUUGCUGAGAAUGGAGAAAAGAAGAAAAACGGAGGAAAAGGAGGAGGUUUUCGUAGCCGAGAAGAGUGUAGACGCACAGCGAAAAAUUAGAACGACGGUGGAGAAAGAGGUCGCCGUAUUCUCAACUAAUUUGGCGCUUCAGCCAGCGGCUGGUUCUCCAUUGGAUUUGACGGAGAUGAUCCGACGAUUGGUGCAGUGCGCCAGGAGCGCCCAGUACUCGAGGAUGAGCAUCGAUUUUUGCCUUAGGGUCGAUCCGAGCAUAGCGCUUUUCAGAUUCAUGCAGCUUCACCAGAGAGUCAUGAGCAAUGUUUUCUGGCACACUAGGUUCAAUCAUUGGUGCAAGGACAAUAAUCCUUUACAACAAACAUCGUCUGCAAAAAUUACUGAUUUGUCAAACACGGACUCUAACAAAGGCUUGCUGAGAAAUGAAGAAUUCCCAAAAGUUUCUGAUCCUAAAGUUGUGAUUUCUUUUCCUGCACAAAGAAGUAAAGCAAAUCGCCCAAAACAAAACAAAUCUGAUCAAGAACCAAGAGGUUAUAAUUAUGUAAGGAAUCCACCUCUUCUGUCAGCUAGGAAAGAAUCGUAUGAUAUGCAGUCACAGAAAAGUGUAGAGAGCGUUAAAAAAUUACAGUUUCCAAUGCUGAAGAAAGACUGUUACAAACCAAAAGUAAGCAUCACUCUGAAUAAGUACCUGUUUGACCCCAUUGAAGAAGAAGUUCCAGAGUUGGAAGGUGAUUUCCAAAAUCAACCUGUAAAUUUCCAUAAUUCUAAUCUAGAAAAUUGCCUGGGACCGGGUGUAAAGAAAAUGGUAAAGAGGACACCUUUAUCCGAUGUCACAUCUGAAGAUUUAAAUUUAGGCUCUUUGUGUGUUAAACCUACAAAACUAACGAGUAUUAACAAAACUAAAGAGUCAAAUAGUGAAACGACCCCUUUAAGCAGCACUGAAAUUACAAAAAUAUCUUUACCCGUCAGUUUGCCAAUCGAUGAAAUAUCUCCAAACAUGUUUUUUUAUUCGUUACCUCAAUAUAGCUAUUCCGAUGAUUUUAAUAAUGAUUUUCAUCCAAAUAGACAGGUCACUUACGGUUGUGAUGGGUCUAACGCUUAUAAUUAUAGUUCAGAUGAGGAAUGUCCACCUCAAAAUAAGGCUUGCUCACCUAUUGUUGGAUCAGAAAAUGUUAAUGAAAAAACUAUUAAUAGUGUCAGUAACAUAAAACAGCAAAACAAAGAAAAUUCAGCUGACAAACAAGGUGAAGAGUCAAUAAACAAAAGUGAAGAAAUAAGUAAAAGUGACUGCGUUUUGGCUGAAAAUAGGUGCAAAAAAAUAAAUGAACAAUAUAUUACGACGAACAAGUCUGAUGAAGUUGUCAACGAAAACGACGACAGUAACGAUGAUAACUUUGAUAACAUGGUAUUAGUCUUAUCAAGCACAACUUCUGAUGAUAAUAGCGACUUUGAGCAUAACAAAGAAAACAUUGUUGAGAUGAUGCAUCAAGAUACUGAAGAGAGUACGACAAAUCUUGACUCUGAUAAUAUUGCUUAUGUAAAAGAUAAAAAUAUGAAUGAAAAAAAAUCAAUGGCUGAUAUAGUUCAACAAGAAAAUGUACCUGAACCUUCGAAAUUAUCACAUUGCUGUGAACCUCAAGUUGAUUCAAAGGCUGAAGCAAAAAGUUUAAAAUUAGUUAUAGUUCGCAAUGGAAGUACAGAAAAAUGGGGAAUUAAAAGAAAAACAUCAUCAGAAACAGACUCAUUGUCAGAUAAAUCACUUACAAAAAAGUCCUCUCCACCAGAAACUGCAGUAACUGAACAUGUAUCCGAACCUGUAUUGCACAGGGACGUUGAAAUGGCUGUAAAUACCGUCAACACUGAAGAUAAUCAUGUCUUAGCAAAAGAUACUCAAGUUGCACCGGAAAACUCAUCAUACAUGGACAUUGAAAUGGCCAUAAAUACCGUCAACACUGAAGAUAAUCAUGUCUUAGCAAAUGAUAAUCAAGUUACACCAGAAAACUCAUUGCACAAAGACGCUGAAACGGGCACAACUACUACUACUGAAAAUGUAAGCGAAUGCAAUCGUAUAUCUAUGGAUGGUGGUCAAAUUCAGUUGAUACCUUCAUUGCACAAAGACGUUGAAAUGGGCACAACUACUACUGCUGAAAAUGUAAGCGAAUGCAGUAGUAUAUCUACGGAUGGUGAUCAAAAUCAGUUAAAACCUUCAUUGCACAAGGAUGCUGAAGUGGACGAAAGUGCCACUGACGACGAAUGCAAUUAUGUUAUUGCAGAUGAUAGUCAAGUAGUUCCAGAUAACGAAGAUCACUUAGAAGGAGGAGAUUUUGAUUUUGUUAAUGAAAUAACUUAUGAUUCUGAUCACGACAGUUACAUGUGUGAUAAUAGUUUACUCAAAGAAAGUGAAGCUGUUAUGGAAUGUGUAACAUUCACGAAUGAGGAAAAAAGUCACGAAGAUGAAGAUAUUAUAUUUCUUGAGGCUAAAACAUCAAAGCCAAUGGUCGUAAACAAACAUAUUCAUCAAAUGAAAAGUGAAGAAAUUACAUUAGAGACGUUUAAUGAAUUGAACUUGCACAAAAGUAUAGUUGCUCCUGAAACAGCAAAAGAAGAGUCAAAUAACGAUAUUACCAAUGAAGAACAAGAAGUUUUUAAAAAGUCACUUAACGCUCUAAUGAAUGACGUGGUGCUACGUGAUGCUGAUAGUACAGUUGACAAUAACAAUGAAAUUCUGACUUGUUCAAAGUUAACAAGUGCGCAGCUCAACAUAUUCCAAGCAUACAACAUAACUGUCGUAGAUGAUCUUGAGAAUUUUCCGAAUAAAGUUUAUGGCAAAAAUAACGCUGUACACCCCCCAAUUGAAAGCAUACCUGUUCAACCACCUGUUCAACCAACAAUUAGAGUUAGAAACAUGAACGAAUUAUUAGCCAAACCAAAUGAUAUACCAAUUAGUUCAGAUUGCACAGCUGGAAAUAAUAAUCUAACUGUUCAGGCCACUCCAAUAAAUGUAAUUACAGCUCCUCAAACUAAUAUUCUCGUACCUCACGUACCUGCACAAGCUUCCAAAGUUAUAGUAGCCAGCCAGUUAUAUGCUAAUAUGUUUGAUAUGCCUGGAAGCAAUGAACACUCAACUAGUAAUGUACCAAAAAAUCAGCCAAUGCACGAUUACGAUAUUUUUUCAUUGCCUCUUCGUCCCUAUGAAUACUUCCAGUUACCUGAACCUUGUAGCAUAUAUGAUGAAGACUCUGAAGAUGUGAAGCUCGCUAAAGUACGUAAGUACCAGAAAGCGUUGCAAAAAAAAAUCAGAGAGGCUGUUCAAUAUUUUCAAAUGAAUAAAAAUCUUGUGGUUCAGAGUAUUGAUUCGUUUCUACAUUACAAGACAUUAAACAUGAAUAAUGUAUACUUUCAUCAAUAUUUAAAUUCGUAUUUUCAAUGUUUUUGUGCUAUAAGGAGAAUUUCUGGAUACACUACAACUAAUUUUAUCAUGUGGGUCAUGAUAAAUACUUUGGAAAAUAGUCCUGACGGCUGCAUAUUUUUUUCCAAAGCCAAUAGUUUUAUUUGUAUGUCUCAACUAUGUAAAAAAAUGGGAGGACAUGCAUUUAUUUCUAACUACGAGAAUGAACCAUUCCUCGAAGAUUUAGAUAACGAAUACAUGCAUCGAAAUCAGCCUAAUCAAAUUCUUAUGAUGUCCCAGGAGCAGAAAAAAGUAUUUUUCAAACAAGUGGCAAUGUACAGAAAAAUUGUGGGUUUAUUGUAAAUGUAAAAUAUAAAAAUUUAUUAGCACUAACAUAACUGUGCAAAGCCCUCUGUGUAUGGAUAAUUUUUUUUUUUUUUUAAUAUAUUGAGAUUAGAAAUGUUUAUGGUGAGUUUUGUAACUUAAAAAAGUUUUUGAUUUAACAGUCUUACCUAAAACUAUAACAUGUAAAUAAAUCAAAAUCAAAAGCGAAACCAAAGAAAAUUCUAGAAAGUAUUUCACUAUAAGAUAGUGGAAAUCCUGAACUUAUAUUAAAGGAGUUUUUUCAAUUUACUUGUCGUCAUAGGGAAAACUAUAAAAAAGUCAAGUUGAUUUGCAAAGAGAAGUUUAGUAUAGUUGAAAAUUUUUUGUUACAUCAAAAAUAUUCUAAUAAG
Copidosoma floridanum is the source of this 4438-nucleotide messenger RNA. RefSeq lists its product as uncharacterized. Lineage: Eukaryota; Metazoa; Arthropoda; Insecta; Hymenoptera; Encyrtidae. The record is from RefSeq and is a predicted model, not a curated record.